AUGCAUUCGCUGUGCUUGUGUUUGCUUCGCAAGUGUUGGUCUCACUACUGCUCUGGUAUGAAGGAGGACUGCGAUGUUGUGCUGGCUGCGUCUGCUGCACUGGAAGAUAUCUUGGAUGAUGAUGAUGAUGUGCGAUUCGUUGCUGUUGGUUUAAGCGCUUAUCACAGCUUCACCUUUGUCCGUUUGUUGGGUGGUAUGCACAUUGAGUGUAAAGACACAAUGGAAGCAGUUGUUACCAACUAA
Molecule: messenger RNA, 243 nt
Organism: Mucor velutinosus
Lineage: Eukaryota; Fungi; Mucoromycota; Mucoromycetes; Mucorales; Mucoraceae
Exons: 2
Coding region: 1-243 (80 amino acids)
Source: RefSeq, a predicted model, not a curated record